CCCUGAGCCCCAACCUCUGGGUCUGUCCCAGGAUGUGACCUUGACCCCUGACCCGCGACCCCUGGGCCUGUCCCAGGACGUGACCUUGGCAGUUCUCCCCAGACUGUACAUGGAGGAAGUGGUGUCUGAACUGGGCAGGAGAAACAUCAGCACCGGGGACGUCAACAACAAGGAGCUGCUGGUGGCUGUGCUGAGGGUUGUCAUGGAGAAGGAAUACAGCGGGACGGCAGUUCUGUACGAGAAGGCAAACAUCGUGGUUUCAAAGUCGAGUCAAGGAAAAAAGAUGACAGCAAUGCUAUGUGGACGGCAACAAUCUGAUGUUUCCGGACUGACUCUCAUAUCAGGUUCAGAAUAUGGAAAAGCAAUGUCACAAUCCAAAAAGUCAGCAAACUCAGCACAUUCUCCUGUUCCAAAGAGACAAUCUGUCCAAAAAAUGUCUGUACCCACAACAGUGCCUGCAACAGAACAACAAUGGACUUCCCCUACCACAGCACCUGCACCUGUUCAACAGUGUACCAUCCCUGCCACGGUGUCUCCACCUGUCCAACAAUGGGUCACGCCAACAAUAGCACCUGCACCUGUUAAGCAAUGGAUCACCCCUACCACAGCACCUGCACCUCAACAACAAUGGAUCACUCUCUCCCCAACACAAAUGGUACAGUCCAAUAUGGAAGAAUUAGACAACUUUGAUGGUGUUGCUUCCUGUUCAUCCUCUGACACAGAAGAUCCGCAGAUAGUCCAGACUCCACAGGUGAAAAUAACGGAACGAACACUGAAUAAACAAGGUGGUGCCAAGCAGCCGAAACAAUGUCCUCACUGUGAGUAUACAUCACUGGAUUCUUCCAACUUCAGACAUCAUGUCCUCAGACACUCCAACAAGAAACCAUUCAAGUGUUCUCAUUGUGACUAUGCAACAAAGACGAGACCCAGUCUAAAUCGGCACAUGCACAUCCAUACCACCAGAGAAAAACCCUUCAGUUGCAAGUCAUGCGAUUUCAAAACAGCACACAAAAAAUCCUUACAGACCCACAUGAAAACCCACACAGGAGAGAAGCCGUACAUGUGUGAGGUGUGCGGACACAGGUCAGCUCUGGCUGCGUCUCUACGAACGCACAUGAAGGUACACUCCAAAGAACCAUUCAAGUGUGAAAUCUGUGGAUAUGUGGCAAAAAAUGCUUCCCAUCUAGAAAGCCACAUGAAAACUCACACGGGGGAGUUACCAUAUAAGUGUGACUUUGAAGGCUGCAGCUUUACAGCUACAAAGCAGGUGGCGCUUCAGGAUCAUCAGAAAGUCCACAUGAAAGAGAAACCGUUUGCCUGUGACCAGUGUACUUACAAAAGCCACAACAAGUACUGUCUGAGUGAUCAUAUGAAAAUUCACACAGGUGAGAAACCCCAUGCCUGUGAUCAGUGUGACUAUAGGUCAGUUUCUUCAUCAGGACUCUUCAGACAUAAGUUUGACAAGCACACAGGACAGAAGCUCUGGCCAUGUGACAUCUGUGGUCGCCAAUGUUUUUCUGAAGCCCUUUUGGAGAAGCACAAAGAACGACACACUCGUGAGCAGGGGCUACUUGUCUGUAAAGAAUGUAACUACAGAACAUUUGAUUUCGUGGCAAUGAAAGAACACAAGAGAAUACAUACUGGCGAGAGACCAUAUGUCUGUGACAAGUGUGACUACAAGGCAGCUCUGGAAAAGUACCUGAGAUUACACAUGAGGAAACACAGUUCAGAAAAGCCAUUCAAAUGUCCGCAUUGCGACCACUGUACAAAGAGAAAAGAUAGUCUUAAGAGCCACAUCAAAAAUAGACAUAAAUGUGAAAUAACAUCUGACGUGACAUCGACCCCUGACCCCCGACCCCUGGGUCUGUCCCAGGACAUGACCUUGACCCCUGACCCUCGACCCCUGGGCCUGUCCCAGGACGUGACCUUGGCGGUUCUCCCCAGACUGUACAUGGAGGAAGUGGUGUCUGAACUGGGCAGGAGAAACAUCAGCACCAGGGACGUCAACAACAAGGAGCUGCUGGUGGCUGUGCUGAGGGUUGUCAUGGAGAAGGAGUACAGCGGGACGGCAGUUCUGUACAAGAAGGCAAACAUCGUGGUUUCAAUGUCGAGUCAAGGACAAAAGAUGACAGCAAUGCUAUGUGGAAGGCAACAAUCUGAUGUUUCAGGACUCACUCUCAUAUCAGGUUCAGAAUAUGGAAAAGCAACAUCACAAUCCCAAGAGUCGGCAAACUCAGCACAUUCUCCUGUUCCAAAGAUACAACAUGUACAAAAAUUGACUGCGCCCAUGACAGAACAACAAUGGACUUCCCCUACCACAGCACCUGCACCUGUUCAACAGUGUACCAUCCCCACCACGGUGUCUCCACCUGCCCAACAAUGGGUCACUCCAACAAUAGCAUCUGCACCUGUUCAACAAUGGACCACCCCUAGCACAGCACCUGCACCUGAACAACAAUGGAUCACCCUCUCCCCAACACAAAUGGCGCAGUCCUCUAUGGAAGAAUUAGACAACUUUGAUGGUGCUGCUUUCUCUUCAUCCUCUGACACAGAGGAACCAGGGAUAGUCCAGAGUCCACAGGUGGAAAUUACAGAACGAGCAAGCAAAGAUGGUGCCAAGGAACUGAAACAAUGUCCUCACUGUGAUUAUACAUCAAUGGAUUCUUCCAACUUCAGAAAGCAUUUCCUCAGACACUCCAACAAGAAACGAUUCAAGUGUUCUCAUUGUGACUAUGCAGGAGAAACAAAGACUCGUCUUCGUGAACACACACGUAUCCAUACCGGAGAAAAACCCUUCAGUUGCAAGUCAUGCAAUUUCAAAACAGCACACAAAACAGCCUUUAAGUACCACAUGAAAACCCACACAGGAGAGAAGCCGUACAUGUGUGAGGUGUGCGGACACAGGGCAGCUCAGGCUGCGUCUCUACGAAAGCACAUGAAGGUACACACCAAAGAACCAUUCAAGUGUGAAAUCUGUGGAUUUAUAGCAAUAAUGGCUUCCCAUCUAGAAAGUCAUAUGAAAACCCACACUGGAGAGCUACCAUAUAAGUGUGACUUUGAAGGAUGUAACUUUGCAACAACAAUGCAAGUAAAACUUCAGGAUCAUCAGAAAGUCCACAUGAAAGAGAAACCGUUUGCCUGUGAUCAGUGUACUUACAAAAGCCACAACAAGUACCACCUGAUUGAUCACAUGAAAACUCACACAGGGGAGAAACCCCAUGCCUGUGACCAGUGUAAUUACAGGUCAGUAUCUUCAACUGGUCUCUUCAGACAUAAGCUUAAAAAACACGAAGGUGAGAAACUCUGGCCAUGUGACAUCUGUGGGCGCAAAUGUUUUUCUGAAGCCCUUUUGGAGAAGCACAAAGAACGACACAGUCGUGAGCAGGGGCUACUUGUCUGCAAAGAAUGCAACUACAGGACAUUUGAUUUCAUGGCAAUGAAGGAGCACAAGAGAGUACAUACUGGAGAAAGACCAUAUGCCUGUGACAAGUGUGACUAUAGAGCAUCUAUGCAAAACUACCUGAGAAUACACAUGCGGAAACACAGUUCAGAAAAGCCAUUCAAAUGUCCGCAUUGCGACCACUGUACAAAGAGAAAAGAUUGUCUUAAGAGCCACGUCAAAAAGAAACAUAAAUGUGAAUUGACACCCUAAUCACAACUUUAACAGGAGAGUUGCUUUGUCAUAAGUGUUUUGUAAUAAAGAUGCUCUUUUUUCUCA
Messenger RNA from Branchiostoma floridae (Florida lancelet), 3718 nucleotides. RefSeq names its product zinc finger protein 62-like. The transcript has 8 exons. Gene Ontology annotation, cellular component: nucleus. Gene Ontology annotation, biological process: regulation of transcription by RNA polymerase II. The record is from RefSeq and is a predicted model, not a curated record. Bases 110 to 3652 code for a protein of 1180 amino acids. Lineage: Eukaryota; Metazoa; Chordata; Leptocardii; Amphioxiformes; Branchiostomatidae. Gene Ontology annotation, molecular function: DNA-binding transcription factor activity, RNA polymerase II-specific; RNA polymerase II transcription regulatory region sequence-specific DNA binding.